This is a messenger RNA of Myotis myotis, 1864 nucleotides long. RefSeq names its product kallikrein related peptidase 10 (gene KLK10). The transcript is spliced from 6 exons. The record is from RefSeq and is a predicted model, not a curated record. Gene Ontology annotation, biological process: proteolysis. Bases 568 to 1401 code for a protein of 277 amino acids. Gene Ontology annotation, molecular function: serine-type endopeptidase activity. Lineage: Eukaryota; Metazoa; Chordata; Mammalia; Chiroptera; Vespertilionidae.
CCUGUUUUGUUUCUGUGAGUGUCUCUGAGGCUCCUACGCUGUCCUUGAACCUCUCUUAUCUCUGCCUCCCCCUCUCCCUGGCAGCCUGCUGGCUUUCCUUACCUGGUCACCCAGGUAUGCAUCUCCCUAUUUAUUUAUUGUCCUCAGCUCCCUGUUUAUGCCCUUCUCUUCUGGUCCCCGCCACCCUCAGGCUCCCCGGGCACCCUCUCUCCCCAUCUGGGAAGACUCCCUGGAACAAUGAGACGUAGGGAAAUCCCCACGGAAGCCAGGUCCCCACAAGGGUGUCUUGGGCACUGGGAGAAGCCUGUAUUCCCGGGCCCCUCCCAGAGCAGGAAUCUGGGGCCCGGGUUGGAUGCCAGCCGCGCCCAAGUCUAAUUAGGGAGAGGGAAAAGGAGGGGGCGCGGGCCCCAGGGGCAGGGUGGGGAAGUUUCCGGGCUCUCGGAGGUUAAAAGGGAAGGCCUGGCCAGGGGUCCCUGGGCAGAGGAUCCAGCGGCCCGCACGACAAGCAGAAGCGCUUCUGGGUCACCACCUCCUUCUCGUCCGCGACAACCAGCCCAGGUCCAGGCCAUGAGACCCCAGCGCCUCCACCUCCCCGCCGCCUCGGGCGCCCGGGUCCCGGCCAAGCUGCUGCUGCCGCUGCUGAUGGCGCAAUUUUGGGUUGCAGAGGCGGUGUCCCCCCAAAACGCCACGGCCUUUGACCUCGAGGUCUCUGGCGCCCCGUGCGCGCGCGGCUCGCAGCCCUGGCAGGUCUCCCUGUUCAACGGCCUCUCGUUCCACUGCGCGGGGGUCCUGGUGGACAAGAGCUGGGUGCUCACGGCCGCGCACUGCGGGAACAACAAGCAGCUGUGGGCCCGCGUUGGGGAUGACCACCUGCUGCUUCUCCAGGGGGAGCAGCUCCGCAGAACCACUCGCUUUAUCGUGCACCCCAAGUACCACCACGGCUCGGGCCCCAUCCUGCCGAGACGCACGGAUGACCACGACCUCAUGCUGCUGAAGCUGGCCAGGCCGGCCGUGCUCGGGUCACGCGUCCAGACCCUGCGCCUGCCGUACCGCUGCGCCCAGCCUGGAGACCAGUGCCAGGUGGCGGGCUGGGGCACCACGGCCCACCGAAGAGUGAAAUACAACAAGGGCCUGAGCUGCUCCAGGGUCAGCAUCCUGAGCCCCAGGGAGUGUGAGGUCUUCUACCCGGGCGUCCUCACCAACAACAUGCUGUGCGCGGGACUGGACCAGGGCCAGGACCCCUGCCAGAGUGAUUCCGGCGGCCCCCUGGUCUGCGAUGAGACCCUGCAGGGCAUCCUGUCCUGGGGCGUUUACCCCUGCGGCUCCGCUCAGCACCCGGCCGUCUACACGCAGAUCUGCAGAUACACUUCCUGGAUCGAGAAGACCAUCCGCUCCAACUGACCCCGCGACUCCCUCCCCAUCUCACAUCCUUCCUUGUACAGUCGCCAGACUUUCCCUCCCUCGCCCCGUCCAGAGCUCCGCCACCCGUCCUUACCAGCCAGCACCUCUCCUCUCGCCUCCUCCUCCUCCUACCUGCCCCCUGGAGUGCAGGACGCGGGAGCCCGAGAGAGGCCGGGAAGCCAGUCCCUGAGAGAAGCUAUCGGCCACCCAGCCUGGCUUCCUCGGCCGUUCUCUGCUGGGUGACCCUUGGGCAAGCCAGGAACCUCUCUGGGCUUCCGUUUCCACCUGGAAAAUGAAGACAAAGAAGUGCCUACCUCGUAGACGUGUUGUGAGGAAACCAUGAUAAAGCGUGUGUAUGUGUGUAGAUCAGCGGUUCUCAGCCUUCCUAGUGCCGCGACCCUUUAAUACAGCUCCUCAUGUUGUGGGGACCCCCAACCAUAAAAUUAUGUUCGUUGCUACUUCA